AGUAUCGAAACGUAAAUUCAAAUCUCAUUCAGAAAUUUACCACGUGGGUUUGACGUACGCCUAUAAAUAAGUAUAUCUCACCUGUUGGGUUACUACCUGUCAGAUUUCGCCGUUCGUUGCAAUUCCGUUUAAUCGUACCGUUGGUAUUAAAGUUGGCCAUCAUGUGAUUGAUGAUCUACAAACCCCUUUUAAGGCGCCCUAUCCUACCAAUGACGAUCCGUCUACAGAUCACUGAGGUUGAGUCCCCGGUACAGUGAUACAGUACGCAGACAGUUAUAGACCUACACGAUAUAACUCCAAUGUUGGUUAGACUUUAAUGACAUUCAACAAGUAUGUGUGAUGUAUUGAAGCGUGAAUUCUCCUGGAGUAACUUCCGACUCUCUCAUCAAUACAAGACCGACUUUUUCACUUCCCAGUGGCGAUGGCAUCCUUAUGUAUUUUUGAUAGUUCGUUCCUUGUUGGCGGCGUACUCGAUAGCGUCCCUGUCUGCUGUGUUGGCGGAGGGUGGCGGUCCACAAAACAUCAUGGUCUACCUCACGAUAUGGACGUACCUGACUCUGACGUUACAUUUCCUGUUGGCAGCUGUGCUGGCGUUUGUUUGUACCUGCUGCACACGUUAUGGUGAAGAUCACACCAACAGCAUCGUCUUAACACGAGUGAAAAGUGAACCCGUCAAAGCGGUCAACGGCUCUUUCCAAAAGGAUGACGGCCAACAAGUGUCAAACACCGACGUUUCAGUUGGCAUUUCAUCAACGGCAAAUCUUGAGACCGGAAAUGCGCCAUCGGUUGCUCAAUUCCUACCUUGGCACUUUCAAGUGUGUUGGCUGGUGUCUAUCGUCGCUCAACACUUCACUAUAGUGGUGACAAUAGUUUACUUUACAGCUUUAUUUCCGUUCAUGGGUAUCCAGGGUAUAGCUGUCAACGAUAUUAACAUGCACGGGAUAAGUACGGUCUUGGUCCUUCUGGACGUGGCCGUCAGUGCACGUCCUGUGCGCAUACUCCAUGUCAUCUAUCCAAUGAUAUAUGGCGUCGCCUACGCUGUGUUCAAUGUGAUAUAUUGGAGUGAGGACAAAGUUCAUAACGUUGUGUACAACAUCAUGGACUGGAACAAUCCCGGACUGGCGGUAGGUAUAGUCGUUGGGCUGGCGUUUGUCCUUGUUCCUCUUAUCCAGCUAUUUCACUUCGGCCUGUAUCGGUUGCGACUGCACCUAUACGACCGUAUAUACCACACAAAGUGAUCAUUGUACCGGCUACGUGCAGCCACAUCUAUCAACGUGAGCAUUGUACCGGUUACGAACAACCACCUCUAUCAAAGUGAUUAUUGUACUGGCUACGAGCAGCCAAAUCUAUCAAAGUGAUUAAUGUACCGGCUUCUCACGACCACAUCUAUCAAAGUUAUUGUUCUACCGGCUACGAGCAGCCACAUCUAUCAACGUAAGCAUUGUACCGCUACGAGCAGCCACGUCUAUCAAAGUGAUUAUUGUACCGGCUACGAACAGCCACAUCUAUCAACGUGAGCAUUGUACCGCUACGAGCAGCCACAUCUAUCAAAGUGAUUAUUGUCCCGGCUACGAGCAGACACAUCUAUCAAAGUGAUUAUUGUACCGGAUACGAGCAGACACAUCUAUCAAAGUGAUUAUUGUCCCGGUUACGAGCAGCCACAUCUAUCAAAGUGAUUAUUGUCCCGGCUACGAGCAGCCACAUCUAUCAAAGUGAUUAUUGUCCCGGCUACGAGCAGCCACAUCUAUCAACGUGAGCAUUGUACCGCUACGACCAGCCACAUCUAUCAAAGUGAUUAUUGUACCGGCUACGAACAAACACAUCUAUCAAAGUGAUUAUUGUACCGGGUACGAGCAGACACAUCUAUCAAAAUGAGUAUUGUACCGGCUACGAGCAGACACAUCUAUCAACGUGAUUAUUGUACCGGCUACGUACAAACCACAAGUACGACACAAGUGUAUAGUGUACCGGCUAUGGC
Messenger RNA from Mizuhopecten yessoensis (Yesso scallop), 1978 nucleotides. RefSeq names its product protein rolling stone-like. NCBI's taxonomy places the organism in Eukaryota, Metazoa, Mollusca, Bivalvia, Pectinida, Pectinidae. The transcript is spliced from 2 exons. Gene Ontology annotation, cellular component: membrane. The coding region runs from base 333 to 1238 and encodes 301 amino acids. The record is from RefSeq and is a predicted model, not a curated record.